UUUGUUUUCUGUCCUGGACGCCAUUUUAUUCAAGUAUGCCUCUGGAUUGCUAUUAAUUCGACUACAAAAUGCAAAAUUUUAUAUCAAACAAAAAAUUUGAAAUAUUUUCAUUUAUUGCAGUAGUCUCAAAUUUCAUUCUCUAGUAAGCUCAUACUCAUCAAAUAAAUUUUAUUUAAUGUUUAAAUGGAUACUGUAACUGUGUUUGUUAUCUUGACAACUUUUGUUUAUGUUGUAUUUAGAUAUUCAGGUGACUAACACGUGCUUGGAAGGUCUUUGACAUAUGUUUGUUCCUUAUUAUCUGUCGAAUUAUUUGAACUAUUCAGACAAUUAUCGGUGUUUGAAGUUUUUGAUAGCAAUCACAUCUCUCUCUAUAAAUUGUGUUCAUACUAUUAUUAUGUAAUUAUUUUUAUUAUUUUACCAAGUGAAAUAUGUCUCAAAGAAUAUUGCUGAAAAAAUUGAAAUCAUUGGCUGUUCUAUCAAUUGGUGGAACUGCUGCUUUUACUGCUAUAAGUUUAUAUCAAGGAAAUGAAAAGUUUUAUAAGAAUGUUGCAAUGCCAGCUUUACAUUUUCUCUUCUCACCAGAAACUUCACAAAAUAUUGGAAUUAUGGCUGCUAAAUGGGCGUUAAUACCAAAAUGUAAAGUUGAAGAUGGACCUCUUUUGAAAACAUCUUUGUGGGGACUUGAAUUUUCUAAUCCAAUUGGCAUUGCAGCUGGUUUAGAUAAAAAUGCAGAAGCCCCUUCGGGCUUAUUUAGAUGUGGUAUAGGAUUUUUGGAAGUUGGGACAGUAACACCUGUGCCUCAAGAUGGAAAUCCAAAACCUAGAAUUUUUUCCUUACCUGAAGAUGAAGCUUUAAUAAACAGAUGUGGUUUUAACAGCAAAGGACAUGAAUAUGUUAAAAAGCGUUUGGUAGUUAGAGACAAAAGGGGCAUCCUUGGAGUCAAUUUGGGUAAAAAUAAAGAAAGUGAGUCUGCUGAAGAAGAUUAUGUUCAAGGAGUCAAAGAAUUUGCUUUCACAGCUGAUUAUUUAACAGUUAAUAUUUCAAGUCCAAAUACUCCAGGAUUAAGGUCUCUGCAAAAAAGAAAAGAAUUAGAAAACUUACUGGAUAAGGUUUUGGCAGCCAGAGACGAAACUUAUAAAAAGCCUCCAGUCUUAUUAAAAAUCGCUCCAGAUCUCACUUAUGAAGAAAAGAAAGAUAUUGCUUCUGUAGUUCUUAGAAAAGAGAAAAAAAUUGAUGGCCUUAUUAUUUCAAAUACCACAAUUUCAAGACCUGAAUCCUUAAAGGGAACACAUAAAAAUGAGACUGGUGGAUUGAGUGGAAAGCCUUUGAAACAGCUGAGUACUGAGGCAAUUAAAGAUAUGUAUAAAUUAACAAAAGGUCAAAUACCAAUAGUAGGAGUUGGAGGAGUUUCAAGUGGAGAAGAUGCUUAUGAAAAAAUUAAAGCUGGUGCCUCACUCGUUCAGCUUUAUACAGCACUCACAUAUGAAGGACCUCCAGUUAUAGGAAAAAUCAAAAGAGAGUUAAAAGAAUUGUUAAUAGCUGACAAUUAUAAUAACAUCGCAGAAGCUGUUGGAGCUGACCAUAGAUCAUAAAAACUGUUCCAUCAACUGAUAGCAUGAAGUUAUUGCAUUUUUAAUGACAAUGUGAUGUUCCAUAUUAUGAAUUUUAUCGUAGUGUGAAUCUCAGUUUGCAAAAAUCAGAAAACUUAAUAGUAAUACAUGUAUGAUUCUAAAUAGAUGAACAUUAAAUCAAAAAUCAGUGGAACAAUACUGAAUAAAUUUACAAAUUAAUUAUUAUUAUUAUUAUUUUUUACUUUUACUGUUUUUAGAAUAGUUUCUAAGCAACUAGUCAUUUGUUACUCGAUAAACACUUUACUUGAUAAUUUAUAACUUGAUAAACACAAAAUUUAU
This is a messenger RNA of Argiope bruennichi, 1910 nucleotides long. RefSeq names its product dihydroorotate dehydrogenase (quinone), mitochondrial-like (gene Dhod). Bases 429 to 1592 code for a protein of 387 amino acids. Gene Ontology annotation, molecular function: dihydroorotate dehydrogenase activity. The record is from RefSeq and is a predicted model, not a curated record. Gene Ontology annotation, biological process: pyrimidine ribonucleotide biosynthetic process; 'de novo' pyrimidine nucleobase biosynthetic process. Gene Ontology annotation, cellular component: mitochondrial inner membrane; cytoplasm. The transcript is spliced from 8 exons. Lineage: Eukaryota; Metazoa; Arthropoda; Arachnida; Araneae; Araneidae.